This is a messenger RNA of Leguminivora glycinivorella, 639 nucleotides long. Its product is annotated as astacin-like metalloprotease toxin 2. Bases 1 to 639 code for a protein of 212 amino acids. Gene Ontology annotation, biological process: proteolysis. Gene Ontology annotation, molecular function: zinc ion binding; metalloendopeptidase activity. The record is from RefSeq and is a predicted model, not a curated record. NCBI's taxonomy places the organism in Eukaryota, Metazoa, Arthropoda, Insecta, Lepidoptera, Tortricidae. The transcript has 4 exons.
AUGGGGAAGGCCAGUGAACCAAUUAGAAUGCUGGUCUAUCCCGCAAGACCUCCCCCAUUAACGGGGUCUCCCCUAUUAGACAACCCGGAGUUGUACAGCGGCAAGUUCGAAGGCGACAUCGUGCUAGACGACUGGCAGAUCGAGGCUAUGGUGCAAGAGUAUGCCAUGGGCCGUAACGCGUACACCUGGCCUGAUACCAAGUGGCCGGACAACACUGUGAUUUGGGAAUUCGGUGAGGGACCAACUUUUGACCCCCAGCAGGUAGCGGACAUCGAAGAGGCUAUCGCAGACAUUGAGCGUCACACUUGCGUCAAGUUCCGCUACCGUGAGCCGAACGACACCGCUUACGUCCGUGUGACUGGUAUCGCCGGCGGUUGUUGGGCCGAUAUCGGCUACUGGGAGGCCAGAGGCGCCCACUCCUACAACGUGGCCCGCAACACCUCUGGAGUCGGCUGCUUCCGCCACGCCUCCAUCGUGCACGAGUGGAUGCACAUCCUCGGAUUCUACCAUAUGCAAGCGACCCAUGACAGAGAUGACUACAUCAGAAUCGCCUUUGAGAACAUCCAACCUGGUAAGUUCCAUUAUCUCUUGUCUCAUUUAAUACUGCUGUCUCAUUCCUACCAUGAGGACCUGACCUGA